AUGGCCUUCAUCCGGCAGACAUGGACGCUCUGCCAGAAGACUCUGACCAUUGUCUUCAUGCGCCACUGGCUGUCGACCCUCAUCCAGGCCCUCUUGGCUCCGGUCAUAUUCAUGUUCAUCAUCUCUUACGCCAAGAACUUCUUCAUCCCGCCUAGUCAGUUUGGCAUCGGCUCGCCCGCACCGAUCCGAUCUCUUAGCGACGCAGUGGCAGCUUCAGCGGGAGGCCGUGACACCAUCGCCAUCGUGGACAAUGGCUUCAAGGGAGGAGACAUUGCGAGGGUCGUCGAUUCCAUUUCCGCUCCCAUCAGGGCGCAAGGCAAGACCGUGGCGGUGCUGGACGACAACACGGCUCUUUUGAGGACUUGUCCAAGCUCCAUUCGCGGAGUCUCUCCAUGCUUUGCGGCGGUCGUCUUCGAAUCCUCCCCAACCGAAGGACCCCAUGGGCUCUGGAACUACACCCUCCGCGCCGACGGCUCGUUCGGUGAGAAGAUAUACGUGAAUCAGGGAGACAACGAUGCUCAGAUCUAUGCACUGCCCUUACAGCGUGCAAUCGACAGCGCCAUUGCCUCACUCAAUGGAACGACUCUUCCCGACGUCCAGGAAUAUCCAUAUACUUCCGAGACACCCGAACAACGCGACCGCCAGAUAAACCGACUCUACAUGGGCUCGCUCAUCAACAUCCUUGGAGUGGCCUACUUCGUGGGCAUCGUGGGAAUCUGUUACCAGCUCACUGGACACAUGGCCCUCGAACGAGAGCUUGGUAUGUCGCAGUUGAUUGAAGCCAUGAUGCCCAAUCGCAAACGAUGGAUACCACAAGCCGCUCGUCUGCUAUCGAUCCACAUUUCAUUCGACAUUCUCUAUUUGCCGAGUUGGAUCAUUAUGGGCGCAAUCGUAGCUCGGCUCAACUACACUCUUUCUGGCACGGGCGUGAUGAUCGGAUACUUCAUCAUGUCCGGAUUAGCCCUCUCCUCCUGGUCCUUGGGGUUUGCCGCGCUGUUCAAGAAGGCUCAGCUCAGUGGUAUCACAGUCACAAUCACGUCGAUUGUUCUUGCCAUCAUCAUUCAGGUCAUACCCCCUCCAUCCACGGGUGCUGCGAUUGUCCUCAGUCUGCUUUUCCCGCCCAUUAACUUUGUUCUAUUCAUCAUCUACAUGGCGUACUGGCAGCAAAGCAACCAGGCCGUGAACUUGAACAUGCAUGCUCCCACGGCGCCGUGGAUGAUGCCAGGAUACGCAUUCUUCAUCUUCUGCGCCAUCCAGAUUGUGGUAUAUCCGAUCAUUGGUGCAUUCUUUGAAAGGACGCUGUACGGAACGGCUUCAAAAGCCCGACGCCUACGGUAUUCUGAGGAAGAAGCCCCAGAAGCCCUCCGGAUCACUUCCCUGGCAAAGCACUACUACCCUGGCUGGUGGUCGAGGAUGGUCGGAUCGCGCUUUACGAAAACGCCGAAGCAAACAGUACGUGCCGUUGACAACUUCGACUUGUCGCUGCUCAGGGGACAAAUUGGCGUUCUACUGGGUGCCAACGGUAGCGGAAAGAGCACAACACUCGAUAUGCUGGCAGGACUGCAGAAGCCGACUGCUGGGUUGAUUGAGAUGGAUGCCACGGGAGGUAUCGGUUUGUGUCCGCAGAAGAACGUCCUCUGGGACGAAUUGACCGUCAUCGAGCACGUCCGCAUCUUCAACAAGCUCAAAGCCAACACAGUCGACUCGGAAGCGCAGUUGAAAGAGUUGGUCGCAGCGUGCGAUCUGGACGAAAAGAUCAAUGCGCGCUCGGAAACACUUUCCGGAGGACAAAAGCGCAAAUGCCAGCUGGCGAUGAUGCUGACAGGCGGUUCCAGUCUGUGUAUGCUGGACGAGGUCAGUUCUGGCCUUGACCCUCUGAGUCGAAGAAAGAUCUGGGAUAUCUUGCUCGCAGAGCGAGGCAAGCGCUCGAUGCUUCUGACGACGCAUUUCCUUGACGAGGCGGACCUUCUAUCCGAUGACAUUGCGGUGCUUUCCAAGGGCAAGCUCGUAGCGCAUGGCUCCGCGGUCGAAUUAAAGCAUCAUCUGGGCGGUGGAUACAGAGUCCGAAUAUACCACGAAGAUGAAAGGGCGCUGCCGGAGAAGCUCGAUGCGACUUCGAAGCAAGUUUUGCAUGAUCAGACCGUAUACAACCUAUCCGACUCGGCGUCCGCAGCACAGUUCAUUGCUGAGCUCGAACGGAACGGUGUUCGGGACUACCAAGUAAACGGACCGUCAAUCGAAGACGUCUUCUUGAAGCUCGCUGAAGAAGUGAAGGACGAGCUCGAGAAAGAUGGCGCGCCGAUCAAUGCUGCGGGUGAAGCUGAGAAGCCCUUGUCACUUCUGCCGGGAAAGAAUCUAUCAUUCUUUGGACAGACCUGGGUGUUGUUUCGAAAACGAAUCACAAUUCUGAGGCGCAACAAGUGGCCGUACCUCGCAGCAUUGCUCAUUCCCAUCAUUACCGCCGGAUUGGUCACGCUCUUUUUGGUGGACUUUCCUGGUCUCAGUUGCUCACCGGCAGCUCAGGUCUCGCAGCAAGAUGCUGUAUCAUUCAACAACUGGGUCGCGGCUUGGGCGAGAAUGCCGUAUGGUCCUCCAUCACAAGUGCCUGUCCAAGAACUGCGAGGACUGUAUACCAACCUCACGCAACGCUCAUUGAUCCCGGUCAACUCGUUCCAGGAAUUCAAUGAUUACAUCAGCACCAACUUCACUCGAGCUCGUCCCGGCGGUUUCUACAUCGGCGACACACCAACUCUUGCAUGGCGUGGCAAUUACGACUUGUACUAUCCAGUCACAGCGAUGAACUUGCUGGACAUCAGCUUGACAAGGAUACCGAUCGUGACAUCUUAUCAAUCGUUUGAUGCUGCAUGGGCACCUCAAGCUGGUAAGACACUGCAAUUUAUCCUGUACUUCGGACUGGCCAUGUCGAUCUUCCCGUCCUUCUUUGCACUUUACACGAACAUGGAACGAAUUCGGAACGUACGAGCUCUACACUACAGCAACGGAAUCAGAGCGGGACCCCUGUGGACCGCAUACACAGGUUUCGACUUCCUGAUUGUACUGCUGGUAUCUAUCAUCACGAUUGCGAUCUUCGUCGGCGCAUCGGGUUCCUUCUACGGCCCUGGGUACCUCUUCAUCGUGUUCGCGCUCUACGGCCUUGCUGGGACACUGGCGUCGUACGUGGUGUCACUGUACACGACGAGUCAGCUGGCAACGUUUGCCUUCGCCGCGGGAGGGCAGUGCGGUUUCUUCUUACUGUACUUCAUUGCCUACAUGUGCAUCAUCACCUACUCGCCGGCCGCAAACGUUGACAGCUACGUCAAUAUUGCGAACUUCACAAUCGCGCUCUUCUUCCCGUCGGGCAACUUACUGCGAGCAUUGCUAUUGACUUUCAAUGAAUUUUCGCUGCUUUGCCGUGGAGACCAGGUCGCUUCGUACCCCGGCGAGACCACAGUUUACGGCGGUCCUAUCCUCUACCUCAUCCUACAGUCACUGUUCUUGCUGCUGGUCCUUGUAUGGGUUGACAGUGGAUGGAAGCCCAAACUCUUUGCACGCGGCGGGCACCGCCCCACAGACGCCGAGGAAGAGGUAGAGGAUGUGGAUGGUGAAGUUUACCGUGAAGCUGCUCGAGUGGACACUUGCAAGGACGAGCUGAAAGUCAAGCACGUCUCCAAGGCCUUUGGAAGCAACGUCGCGGUCCAGAACGUGUCCUUUGGCGUACCUCACGGAGACACCUUUGCGCUGCUCGGACCGAAUGGUGCUGGUAAGAGUACAACUAUUGGUCUCAUCAGAGGAGACGUGAGGCCGAGUGAGAAGGCUAGCGACAUCUUGAUUGAGGACGUGUCCAUCAUCGACCAUCGGGCUGCCGCAAGAGCAAACCUGGGCGUUUGCCCUCAGUUCGACGCCAUGGAUCAGAUGACCGCCAUCGAGCACUUGCGAUUCUAUGCCAGGGCCCGGGGCGUCGCUGACGUGGAACAUAACGUCGAGCAAGUCAUCCACGCCGUCGGUCUGCAACCUUUCAAGGGCCGUAUGGCUGCCAAGCUGUCUGGAGGCAACAAGCGGAAGCUCAGUCUGGGCAUAGCAUUGAUGGGUAACCCAUCUGUCCUACUACUCGACGAGCCCAGCAGCGGCAUGGACGCAGCAUCGAAGCGGGUGAUGUGGAGAACCCUCAGCUCCGUCUCCGAGGGGCGAUCGCUCGUCUUGACCACGCAUUCGAUGGAGGAAGCGGAUGCCCUCGCGGAUCGAGCGGGUAUCAUGGCGAAGCGCAUGCUCGCCCUCGGCACCAGCGACGAGCUCCGCAAGCGCCACGGCGAUGCCCACCACGUCCACCUCGUGCAUCGCGACGCGCCCUACAGCAGCGACCAAGACAUGAACGAGAUCAAGGCGUUCAUCCGCAACACCAUCCCCGGCGCCACGACCGAAGAGCGCGUCUUCCACGGCCAGCUGCGCUUCACCGUCCCCAACGAUCGCACCGCAUGGCCCAGCGAAGAAUCCUCCCUCCUGAACGACUCCGAUCUCGACGACAAGAAAGCCGCCGCCUUCACCACCGUGACCUCCACUACCCCGGACAACGCAAACAACAGCAUCAGCGCCCUCUUCGCCCAGCUCGAAGCCCACAAGGACAAACUCGGUUUCGGAUAUUACAGCAUCUCCCAGGCGACUCUCGACCAGGUCUUCCUCCGCAUCGUCACCAAACACAACGUCGUGGAGGAGAACUAUGCCCGAGAACAUCCCCGGAGCUUGAGUGUUUGGGGGAAGUUGAAGAGGACUUUGGCGACGGUUUAUCAUAAUGCUUGA
Messenger RNA from Lecanosticta acicola, 4794 nucleotides. NCBI's taxonomy places the organism in Eukaryota, Fungi, Ascomycota, Dothideomycetes, Mycosphaerellales, Mycosphaerellaceae. The record is from the annotation of a GenBank genome assembly.